Messenger RNA from Aspergillus niger, 240 nucleotides. RefSeq lists its product as hypothetical. The coding region runs from base 1 to 240 and encodes 79 amino acids. The transcript has 2 exons. Lineage: Eukaryota; Fungi; Ascomycota; Eurotiomycetes; Eurotiales; Aspergillaceae. The record is from RefSeq and is a predicted model, not a curated record.
AUGGGCCGGGAACUCCGGUUCGCGCGUGUUCCACUUCGCAUAUUUGCUGUUGGAAUGUGGAUGCUGAAUGAACUGGGGUCCCCUGUGGUGGUCCUUCCAUCGGAUAUACGGCUUUAUGACAGGCAUUACGGCUAUAGCUCUGGCCGAGAAGGACCAUCGCCUGUUAAACUCGCUUUAGAGUUCAUUGACCAGAGGACCGCUCUAAUAGCUGCAGAUUGCCACUGGAUUUCGUUCCUAUAA